Messenger RNA from Haliotis rubra (blacklip abalone), 588 nucleotides. Its product is annotated as sulfotransferase 1C2-like. The coding region runs from base 1 to 588 and encodes 195 amino acids. The record is from RefSeq and is a predicted model, not a curated record. NCBI's taxonomy places the organism in Eukaryota, Metazoa, Mollusca, Gastropoda, Lepetellida, Haliotidae. The transcript has 3 exons. Gene Ontology annotation, biological process: sulfation. Gene Ontology annotation, cellular component: cytoplasm. Gene Ontology annotation, molecular function: sulfotransferase activity.
AUGUCGACCCCAGCAGAACGAGGCAUGGCGGCCGGCUGGAAUGUUAAGCUUGUUAUGGUAGAUGAUGUUGUUGAGGCAGAUCUUCUGACAGACAACUUGAAGACAAUGAAAUCUCGUUCCGUGAGAGACGAUGACAUCUUUCUGUGUACAUAUCCAAAGGCUGAUAUCGAUGUGCAUGUCAUCUCUGCUAUUGCUGCCCCUCAAGGUACGCACUGGACUUGGGAGAUCCUCAACAUGAUUGUGGCAGGGAAGGCCGAGUACGCCAAACACUGGCAGAAUUCUACCUGGCUGGAAUACAGGACGGAGGAAGAACUGGAUGAACUGGCAUCACCAAGGAUAUUUCACACCCACCUGCGUCCAAGACAGAUGCCAAUGCUGUUAUGGAAACGUGGUUGCAAAGUGGUGUAUGUCGAGCGGAACAUCAAAGACUGCGCUGUGUCGUCCUAUAGUCAGGUCAGCCAGCAGGUGUGGAAAGAAGACCCAAGGCGGGAAGUCACAUUCAUUGGAUCCUGGGACGACUAUCUCACAGCCUACCGGGACGGGUGUGGUUCGUAUGUCUUCAUACUUCGUAUUGUUGCUCAAAACUGA